Molecule: messenger RNA, 1092 nt
Organism: Mauremys mutica (yellowpond turtle)
Lineage: Eukaryota; Metazoa; Chordata; Testudines; Geoemydidae
Gene: IL17B
Product: interleukin 17B
Exons: 3
Coding region: 38-655 (205 amino acids)
Biological process (GO): inflammatory response
Cellular component (GO): extracellular region
Molecular function (GO): cytokine activity
Source: RefSeq, a predicted model, not a curated record
CACACUGCGGCGAGGAGUCUCCGAGUCGCCCUCUGCCAUGGACUGGGCUCCAUCCCUGCUUCUCUUCUGCGCUCUCUCCGUCUCCUUCGCGUGGGCUGCUACCACCAAACCCAAGGACCAAAGCAAGGGAGCAAAAGGAAAGAGGAAAGGAGUGGCUAGGGAUGAGGUGCAGCUGCCGGAGGCCCAGACACCUGGCCCCGACCCCGUGCUGAAGAGGAGCUCCAUGAUCUCAGCAGCAGACAGCUCCUACACCCUGCUGGAGGAUUACGAACAGAGCAUCCAGGAGAUGGUGAGCCAGCUGCGGAACAGCUCGGAGCCAGCCAACAGCAAGUGUCAGGUCAACCUGAGGCUCUGGAGGUCCAAUAAGAGGAGUCUGUCUCCGUGGGCCUACAGUAUAAACCACGAUGCAACGCGGAUCCCAGCAGACAUCCCAGAGGCGCAGUGCCUCUGCACCGGCUGCAUCAACCCCUUCACCAUGCAGGAGGACCGCACCAUCGUCAGCAUCCCUAUCUACAGCAAGCUGCCUGUCCGCCGGCUCCUGUGCCACCCCCCUGAGGGCUCAGGAGCCAAGACCCGCAGGAAGAAGAAGAGGUGCCACAAGGAGUACAAGAUGGUCAUGGAGACCAUUGCCGUGGGCUGCACCUGCAUCUUCUGAGGACAAGAGAGUCCUCUCACCCUCACUCCAUGCUGGCAGCACCAAACCCCCGGCCUCUGUGUAUGGACACCAGCUCUCGUCUGACCAGCCUCCUCCUCUGGAUCCAUUUGGCAAGGGCCCCAGCCAGUGCCCACCAAGCCUCUCCCGCACGGAGGGGUGGUCAAGGCACAAGCACAGUGUAUGGGGUGGUGGGGAAUCUGAAGCAAGGAGGCAGCUGCUUAGAUUAGAGAUGGUUUGCUCCUUUGCACCCACAUAUCCCUAGCUGGCCUCCAGCAUGAGCAACUGCUGCAGGGCCCUGCUCUUUGGGGUACCCCGUGUGCCGUGCCAGCUCUGCAGCUUGCAGCAGGGCCCUGGAAGGAAAGCCAUUCCGCAACCCCCUCGCCCCAAGCUAGCUCCUCAAGCAGGAGAAUGGGGGUGGGGGCAGGGGGAAGAUAGGG